Molecule: messenger RNA, 2612 nt
Organism: Ixodes scapularis (black-legged tick)
Lineage: Eukaryota; Metazoa; Arthropoda; Arachnida; Ixodida; Ixodidae
Exons: 16
Coding region: 632-2515 (627 amino acids)
Source: RefSeq, a predicted model, not a curated record
UGCAGUGACGACUACGGGUGGACAUAUUUUGAGUCGUGACCACACAAACGCACAAAUAACAGCAGCGUCCAGAGGUAAACAGCCACCCAAACAGGACACGUCGACGCUGUGGCUCUUUCGAGACAAGUUCACACCGGGCAACACAUACACAAUUCCCCAUGCCACUCCAGCCUUGUUGAGCUUCGACGAGCAGGUUCGGUUGGCAGUGCUGCAUAGCCCGGUUUCCAUUGCUUCCAGCAAUUUGUCAGAGGACGGAGAUAGCGUCGUUCCGCUUCUUGGACAAGGCGGUCUAUCUAGCCGCACGUUGCAUCCCCGUAUCCCGGACGGCGAUCUCGCCUGCCACGAGGGCACCAUUACCGAAGUGAUCAUCCCGGAGCUGGCAAUCUACCGACUGGACGAUGGCCGGGUGCUAGUGGCAUCACUGCUCGCCUGCAAGGCGGACUUCCCGCUCCUGGCUCCCGGAACGCGCGUUCAAAUCUCUCGCUGCCACUCGGUGCACGCAGAAGACGGGAGCGUCCAUCUUGUUCUCUGCUGCGGCUCCCGUGUCGAGGUCUCUACCGAGGACUCCGUUCAGGCUUUCUACCGUCCCCACACACUUCGUUGGGUCGGGAGCCUGCACGGCACUUACCCCAUGGUCAUACAACUUCUCAGGACACUUCAAAAGCUCCAGAGGCAGUUUGUGCCGGGGUACCUGUCCCACGCCGACCUAGUUAGCUACGAUACAGACGCAGAAGGGAAGCGAUCUCACAGCCUGCUCUUCACGUUGCUCGGGAUGUGUGGCCCACGCCACAAUUCUCGGCCGGCCAGGCACGCUGUCCUCGAGUUCUUUCGCCAGCCCCACGACUGCGAAGCGAUCCUGACUGACGGAGACGGCGAUUUCCUGGGACUGCCCGUCGUCGAUCUGGAAUCCCUGCCCGAAAUGGCGCGACAGAGGGCGCACUGGGUCGCUGCGGCCCCUACGUGGCACACGGCCGUGGUGCCGCUUAGAGAGCUCGGCGUCCAGGUUGUGGGCUGCCUGGGACUGUCCUCCGAAGGAACGUUGCACCUGUGCGACGCCACGGGCACGCUCCGACUGCACACGCUGGUGCCGGCCGCGAGGCUACCCCUGGGCCAUGUGGUCCUGCUUGGACGCGGAUCCCGGCUGAUCUUCGAAGAGGUGGCACCCUUACGAGACGUCGACGAGCGAUUCGGCCACGUCUACCUGGAGUCCAACGUGAUCACCCCCGUGUUUCCCUGCCAGGGCUGUCCGCACAUGCCCUCCGAGGCUAUUCCCGAGACCGGGCGGCAGCCGGUGCAGUUGGUGUCACGAGGCGUGCCACAGACCAAGCUUGGCAAGCACAGCUUCCAAGCGCAAGUACGGCUUUGUCCCAAGGGCCCCAUUCAGAGGAUCCUGUUUGGAGGGCUUCACUGGAUGCCGCUGCUGCAACGUGGUGAAGUCUACGACAUCGUCAUGCGGGGCUCGGCGUCACUCUCGGACGUUCUCGACGACGUCCUGGUGUCUGUCAACUCGGAUCCCGAAACAAUUCAGGCAUUCUCGGAGAGCAAACUGCCGGUUCAGGACAGCCCGGCCAUGCGUGCGAUUGUGAUCGAGAAAUUCUACCAGGAGGCGCGGCAGAAACAGUCGGGUGCCAACACCGACGGCGUGUGUGGCCUCAGCCCGUGCCUGGUGGUGCAGCUCGUCCCCAGUCUGGACUCGGUCACCAUCUACCUGAACUGCAUGACUGCAGCCGUGGAACUCGUCGGGAUCGGCCCCGGUACCUUGGUGCAGCUCGAGGGAAUGAGUGUGAACCUGUCGGGACGCUGCAACCGCUACAUCUCGGCCAGCCCGGACUCGUCCAUCACCGCUCUUUCUUGGGGCGAGGCAAAACAUGUCUGCAAGACUAGGCUUGGGGGCAAGUGGCCCUUUCCCGGGGGACCCUGCAACGGCUUGGCCUACGGCGCUCCGAGCGCCUGGCACUGCUGCAUCGUCGACAAGAUCGAGGUCACGCUCAGUCCCGCGUGUGACCGUUGUGGCCGGCGCAAGACGUGCGCCCCGUCCUGUCGCCCCCUGGGGUCCGUGCCGCGCGCCACGGCCACGGCUCGGUUUCGAGCCAACUCCUGGGGCCAGUGCGUGGCCGUGUGUCACGGGGACCAGGUCCGCAAGCUCCUGCGUCUUCCCGAGUCGCUAUGGACGUCCUUGCUUCAAAAAGUCUUUCGGUCGGGGGAACCGUGCCAGUUUGGGUCCAAGAAGAAUCCGGCGGGAACCCUCGCACACCGCCCUGUGCCUAAGCGUCUGUUAGAAGAGGCGCUGGACAAAUGGUGCAAACGCCCCGCACUCGUGCGGUGCGUUGGCCUCGCCUGCACCGAGUACCGAACGAAGGGUUUCACGAAGAGGCAAAGCCAAACCGCGUCUGCGGAGUUGAAACCACAGCGCCACCUACAAGUGUCCGACAUACAAGAGGCAAAUCCCGGCUUAGUCAAGCUCCAGUUGUCUCGCUGUCAGAGCUACGGCUCGGACAAGAAUCAAUCCAGCUAGCCAUUCCACAAUCGUUCAACAGCACAAGACGAGCGAAAUCGCCAGAAUGAGCAACGAAAUAUGUGUAAAAUAAAGCUAUCUGUUUUUUCAGUUUUCA